CGUUCAUCACUUCUUUAUGGAUUAUUUCUCGAAAUUCUUGCGACCAAAUCCACAAUCACCGCCGAAGCAAAUAUACAAUCACGCUGCAGAGUAUCAGAAAGCUUGGACGAUUAUCUAUGACACGCUCACUCAUCCCGACGAGCGACAGCUCGCUCGCGGGAUCAGAGCAACAGCAGUCCCAGCAGCUUUGAAGACGAUGGUGGACUCGUUGGUUUGGGAAUCUACACGAAUGGAAGAAGGAAUGACGGGCGCAUGCAUGGAAUAUUUACUGAAGAAUGAUGUUCUGGGAACACUUGUGCGAUUGAGCGAGCCCGACAGGCCGUCAGGAAUCCAGGUCGAAGUACUUCGCACUGUACAAAACAUGGUUGUUCUCCUAGACGAACAGUUCCUGGUGCAUUCAGUCGUGCAUCGAGCUGUGCUGCGACUCCUCAAAACGUGCGUUGGUGACGAUAUACAAGAGCAACUCGAUGGCAGGAACCGGGUAAUGGGUGCCGCUGGAAAUGCUGUGAGAGCCUCUCCAACGGAAUACGAGGAGGACCUGGUAGAUUUGCUGUGUCUGCUUUGCAGCCGUAUCCGAACGUUCCGGGAAUUGCUCAUGAUUUUCUUUUACGACAAACAUUGGUACCACGCCGAGACACUCGCUUCUGUCCCGGAAGAGGAUGACGACGACGAGACUGCCGACGGCGCGGAUACAUCUACUGAUAACGACGGAAAUUCAACUGGCAAUGUAGGCUCUGAUGCUUCUAUCUCAACACCGCGUGCAGCCUCUCCGACCCCAUCGCAAUCCACAGUAACCUCCGCUCCUGUUUCAUCGCAAACAAAGAAACCAGAAUACGAAUUCAUAUUGCUGAAUUAUUUGCUACGCUUCGUCCAUAGAGAAGGGAAGAUCGGCGAGUUCGCGCGUGCUGGCCUUCUUUUCUUGAUGGACGUAGCAAUGUCUCCCGGUGUUCCCGUGCAUCGAAUUGGCGGUGACAUUGUCAAACCGUCUCCAUCCUCUUUGUCUAUCCAGCAGCAGCAGACGUCGGCAUCAGACCCUGUGGCUGAUGCGGCUCUGGCGCUUGCUGAAUAUAUACUAGAUGGAGAUUUUUGCGAAGUUCUAGGGGCUGGAUUAGGCGCCGUCUACUCUUUACUGCCUUCGAAGCUCGAAAUCCAUAUGGAUCCGCAACACAGACCCCCACACUCACAGCAAAGUACAAUGAUCAUUGGCGGAACAGGGCGCCUGUCAGAAGAAGAUUGGGAAAAAUUCGAAGUCGCACAGGAAAAGGCGCGGGCAAAUGGAAUGGAAUAUUCAUCAAAUCCCGAGUUCAAGGCUCGAUUGGAACACUUUGUGAAAUUGUUGGAGUUUCUGCAGGACGUGGUGAGGCGAAAUGUCGUUAGCAGCAAUGAUGACGGGAAUGUCGAACCCGCUUCGUUUGUUGGCUCGGCGAUCGUACAGUCCAUCCUAGACUCUGUCCGCCGGAUCUUCUUGGAAAACGUCUUGUAUCCAACGAUACUCGAGUGUUCCGACGCCGACGGGAGUGCGGUCGCCGUCAUGUCGUACAUAGACGUCAUGUUUCGCACUAUUCAGGAUCAGCAAUUCGCGGAGACCUUGAUUGACUUUCUCGUAACCGAGGAUGAUAACGACUCUUUGCGCCACAGGCCCCGUACACGACCGACGCUUCUUCUAGAUAGUGCAAAAUCCGCUCCUCCCGUAAGCACGAGGGACAAGAAAGCCAAGCGCCGUAAGAGCAGCGCAAUGAUGCUCCUUGAGAUGGAAGCUCCAGAUGCGCGAAAGCAGUCAGAAUACUUUACGUCAAUUGGGCGCUUCACGUUAAAAGAUCUUCUUCUCACUGGCAUGCGAUCCACAUCGCACGCGACGGCGACCACAGCCUUGCAGUUGAUGCAGACUUUAUUGGUCUAUCACUGCCACUUGUCAGUCGACAGGUUAUUCAUUUUUUCUUAUGAUCCUAUCGAGUCAUCAUCGCCCAGUCAUCCAGAACAGAAGGUACUUUCUGAAGAUGAAGAAGAAGUAUUUUCGUAUCCUGGUGCCGAUGCUGAGCAGACACCAAGACCAGACGCAUCCUUCUCUGAACCAGAGCUGGAAUCACGUGUUCCUGAGACUUCGUAUUCGAUGCACGAGCAAGAGCUUGGACUUUAUCUGGGACUCGUCGCUCGGAUAGAUCCAGCACACGGAAGGGGCGCUUUUAGCACUGGCUAUAAUCACUAUUUACGUGAUGCCAUUGUCUCAAUAUCUGAUCAUUCAUGUUCAUCCUGUACCUUGGAUAGCACCGACAAGAUUAGCCCCAGGCACCUUCUUGAUGUAAAUGACCCGGUGCUAUCACUUGUCCUACAAUCAUUCCGACACUUUUAUUCAAAUACCCCUGAACAGAAUGUGGCUCUAACUGGAAUGCUGGCGGCUAUCUCAUCUUGCCCAGAGCGAUCUUUGAAGGGAUGGCUCCUUUUUGGCACGGACGGUAGCUCUCAGCCUCUGAAGAAAGAAACAAGCCUUCCGGAGUUGUCCGAUGACGGAGAUGAUCGGUCAGUAGACUUCGGUGUGAACGAGCGGCUGGAGAGAAAUGAGCUGCCGAUGCCGAUUCACGGCGCAGGACCACUUUCUCAGCCUGUUGUUCUUUCAAUCCUACAAGGUCUAGUGUCGAACCUCGACCGGUUCCGCGAGCUCCUGCCGCACUUCGAUUCUUUCCUCGCAGAACGCAGGCAAGGGCUUGUCUUCUCAGAAAAUUUAACGGAUGCUUUAAGUCUUUCUUUCGACUUGUCGAGCAAUAUGGUAGGAAUGGCAAGCAGUCCAAGUUCAACCCACAUGAAUGCCGAGUCAACGCCCCCCCAGAAAACGAAGCCGAAGCCGCGUACCGGCUGGGCAUCUUUCCUUACACCGAAGAAGAGCAAGUCUCGGGCAAUGUCCCCUUCACGAUCAGAUUCUGCUAGUGCGUCUCCAUUGUCGAUGGGAAAGACGAUAGAAGCAAGUCCUUUCGGAUCGCACUACCAGAAGACAAGUGCCAUCAGUGUAGAGCCCCUACCUGCUCCGUUACCAUCUUCAGGUCCCUGGGCACCAUCAGAGAGGAGAUCCUUCAACAUGGAUGAAGAAGAUGUGUUUGGUUCUUCGGGUCAAUGGGGUGAGGAAAAGCGCUCUGAGCCGAGCGGGUUAACCCGUGCACCAGAACAGGAGGAAGGAAGUAAGAGAGUGACCCUGUCGCAAUUAUUGGAUAACGUGGUAAUUUUGGAAGAAAGUAUUAAGGAGCUGACCGCAAUUAUUCAUGCUCGACGUAGCCUUGGAAUAGACUAUCUUCGAUAUUUGUAAUUGUAUUGUCC
This is a messenger RNA of Fomitiporia mediterranea MF3/22, 3306 nucleotides long. RefSeq lists its product as uncharacterized. Lineage: Eukaryota; Fungi; Basidiomycota; Agaricomycetes; Hymenochaetales; Hymenochaetaceae. The coding region runs from base 17 to 3295 and encodes 1092 amino acids. The transcript has 5 exons. The record is from RefSeq and is a predicted model, not a curated record.